AUGAGUCCCAUUCGGAUUCGUAGGAUAUCAGAGUCUUCAUCCUCCGAUGGUGUCCAAAAUCGUCGUCCCAAUGUAGAAGCACCCACGGACUCUGAUACGGAUUCCUCUAGCGACGACAGGGAAUCCAUUGACAAAAGAGAGCCGAUCAAGGUUGGCAUAACGGCCGAAACAAAAAAUCUCUACCGAGAGGACUUCCGGGUCCCCUGGCGACUGUGGGCUCCUGGUGACAUCAGGCUCAACUCGGCAUCCACAGCUUCUUCGGCAAAGUUCGCCCUGAUCGUGCGACGAGAAAAGGCGAAUGGUGACGCUGAUGCGACUGUUCUGGUCUUGCAUUCCAUCACCGUCCAGAGCCCACUGAUCAGGAAACAGCUGGGCCCUGUCUUCACAGGGUACCAGGGGUUCAACACAAAUCUGAAGAAAUUGGAGUUUCGGGCCCCUUUUUGGGAAUUCUUCUACCGAUGGGACGAGUUCUGCAAGGUGACGACAAUUCAGGAAGACGGUGAAGAUGGCGAACGUCAUUAUAGGCUUCUGUUUAACAUCAUAAGUUCCGAAAUUGAGCCGCACAUCGAUCAAGCAGAAGACCUGUUAAAGAACCAUGUCAUUUCGUUUGAUUAUGUGUGGGCAAUGUUUGAGCCGGGAACAGAGGUUCAUUGCAAGGAUGGAGACGAUGACCGCUUAUACCUGGUGAAUGGUGGAAGGUACCAAAAGGGCCCUGGAGGCCCCAGGCUUUACAGCAUUUCCUGUCGCUACGUGGAUACUAACGGGGAACGUUUCGGUUACAAGACCGCGUGCUUAAUCAUCCAGGAGUUCGAGAAUGUGAAGCCAAUAUCUGAACUGAAUGUCUUGCCCAGCUACCUGCGCCCAGGCAUUGACGACAUUCGAGUUCGACCGGAACAGAGGGGCCGCACACGUUGUCUGUCGCCAGAGUAUUAUGCUCUGUGCUGUGCUACUGUGAGAGGGUUCUGCCUCAAGGCCAAGGAAUGGGCUACCUUCAGCAUUGACAUGGUGAAGGACAUACAAUGGAGUCAUGAGGCUUUCAACCAGCUCGUCCUACCCGAAGACUAUAAGAAGAUCAUAUGGGCGUUCGUGGACACUCAGUUGUCCGGCUCCGAGGACUUUGAUGAUAUUGUUAGAGGGAAAGGGCGUAGUGUUGUUAUGCUCUUGAGUGGCGAGCCUGGGACUGGUAAAACACUGACUUCGGAAUCAGUUGCAGAUGCUAUGAAGAAGCCGCUGUACAAUGUGAGCGCAGGCGAGCUGGGCGACUCCGCAGACGCUGUGGAGGCUAACCUGCGGCGGGUGCUGGAGUUGUCAACCAAAUGGAGCGCUGUUUUGCUGAUUGACGAAUGUGACGUGUUCCUUGAGAAGCGGACGAUAUCCGACCUGCACCGCAACAAACUCGUAUCAGUGUUCCUACGACUUCUGGAGUACUACCAAGGCGUCAUGUUUCUAACCACAAACCGGGUGGCAUCAUUCGACCCAGCUUUCGAGUCCCGUAUCCACCUUACCAUCGACUAUCCUCGACUGGAUUUCGCAGGCAGGUUGCAUAUAUGGCGCACGUUUGUUUCGAGCAGCAGCGCUGUUGUAGAAGAAGAGCUGGAGGGGUUGUCUCGCAUCGAGCUCAACGGACGACAAAUUAAGAAUGUUGUGAAGACCGCGAGACUGCUAGCGGCUAGAGAACGAGGCCCGCUGGCGCUAGAACACAUAGAAACUGUCUUACGUGUUAAGAAGAUACUUCCAAAGAAGGACGAGACUUGA
Molecule: messenger RNA, 1755 nt
Organism: Neoarthrinium moseri
Lineage: Eukaryota; Fungi; Ascomycota; Sordariomycetes; Amphisphaeriales; Apiosporaceae
Exons: 5
Coding region: 1-1755 (584 amino acids)
Molecular function (GO): ATP hydrolysis activity; ATP binding
Source: RefSeq, a predicted model, not a curated record